Molecule: messenger RNA, 762 nt
Organism: Closterium sp. Naga37s-1
Lineage: Eukaryota; Viridiplantae; Streptophyta; Zygnematophyceae; Desmidiales; Closteriaceae
Source: the annotation of a GenBank genome assembly
AUGCGCUGGCAGAAAAUUUCUGUCCCUUUCACAGCUGUCAAACUCGAGACGCUCUUCAUUGCUUGCUAUUCUUCCUCACACCCCGCCGUCGCCAGUACCUCCCACCCAGCCGUCGCUCUCCCUCCCAUCCCUCGUAUCCUCUCCCUCACUCCCCGCCGUCACCUCUCCCUCCCACUCCGCCAUCGCUACUUCCUCCCACCUCACAAUCACUCCGUCCCACCCCGCCAUCUCCUCUCCCUUUCCUCCCCGCCGUCGCCUCUCCCUUACCUCCCCGCCGUCGCCUCUCCCUCCUCCCCGCCGUCGCCUCUCCCUCCUCCCCGCCGUCGCCCCUCCCUUACCUCCCCGCCGUCGCCUCUCCCUUACCUCCACGCCGUCGCCUCUCCCUCCUCCCCGCCGCCGCGUCUCCCUCCUCCCCGCCGCUGCCUCUCCCUCCUCCCCGCCGUCGCCUCUCCCUCCUCCCCGCCGUCGCCUCUCCCUCCUCCCCGCCGCCGCGUCUCCCUCCUCCCCGCCGCUGCCUCUCACUCCUCCCCGCCGUCGCCUUUCCCUCCUCCCCGCCGUCGCCCUCCUUCCUCCCCGCCGUCGCCCUCCCUCCUCCCCGCCGUCGCUCUCCCUCCUCCACGCUGCCCGGAGUGCAAGCGCGGGUUGGUGCGCAAUCGCGGGUUGGUGUGCUAUCGCGGGUUGGUGCGCGAGCGGGGAUUGUUUUCUGAGGCACCGUGUUAUCAGGUGCGUUCCCGGUCCUUUCAUCCUCCCUCCCCCCUCUGA